Molecule: messenger RNA, 618 nt
Organism: Lasiodiplodia theobromae
Lineage: Eukaryota; Fungi; Ascomycota; Dothideomycetes; Botryosphaeriales; Botryosphaeriaceae
Product: Heterokaryon incompatibility protein
Exons: 2
Coding region: 1-618 (205 amino acids)
Source: RefSeq, a predicted model, not a curated record
AUGACUACCACUCGGUAUUCUCGUGCGUUCGUACCUCACGAUAAGGUUUACGGACUUCUAGGCAUCUGUGGCCAAGACUGCGUCAAGAUCGACUACUCGCAGAGCGCGGCGCAUCUCUAUCGCGAUGUAACCCGCGAAUACAUGAUGCGAGUGAUCAACAACUUCCAACGCACCAAGUCAAAACACAAUGACCAGGCAGAUGCGUUGAAUCGGCAUUCGAUAUUCAGGUCGCUAGUCAGCGUCGACCACGAUUCGGACCUUCUGGGCCUGCCGUCAUGGGUGCCCGACUGGAGACAGCCUCGGCGAACUAUUCCCUUGGGAUACCUUCACUGCACCGCCUCCAUCUACGCUGCAGCAAGUCAACUGAACCCGGAAAUCGCAUUCGACAGGAUCAAUCCGUCUAUUCUCACCAUCAAGGGGAAGAUAUUCGACCAGCUUGGUGGGCCAAGCCGCCGCUGCACCAACUCGCAGAUCAGCUUCGAGAACCCGGCAUUGAUCAAUACUGAACUUCAUGAAGCCAAAGGGAAGAGGGAAAUUGGAGCUGGGGAAUCUCCGAGUCAGAAGGCCAGCAAAAACGUUUCAAGAGCUUCGUACGGCGGUGAGUGCAGCCAUGCAUAA